This is a messenger RNA of Orbilia oligospora ATCC 24927, 1056 nucleotides long. RefSeq lists its product as uncharacterized. The coding region runs from base 1 to 1056 and encodes 351 amino acids. The transcript is spliced from 3 exons. NCBI's taxonomy places the organism in Eukaryota, Fungi, Ascomycota, Orbiliomycetes, Orbiliales, Orbiliaceae. The record is from RefSeq and is a predicted model, not a curated record.
AUGCCACACUCAAAACACAUAACUCUCCUUCUUUUACUCUUCCUCACCACCCCGGCACUCUCAGUAGAUUUAACCGAAGUAAUCCCAACUCUCACCUCAUUCGGUUCCUUGCCCGCGUUUACUCCUCCCGCGAACUGUUUUUCCCGUUCAAUCUGGUCGACCAGUCGUUUCUACGAUAAUGUCAAUAGCGCUAGUACUUUCGUCACAAGACUUUUUACGAGGUGGUAUAUAGGCUGUAAUACCGAUAAGGUCAAUGGGGGGUAUAAUACCUGUUGUCCACCGAAGUAUAAUACAUGGGGGUUUUAUGCGCCGGGGGCGUGUCCAGGGGGGUACACGAGUUUGUUGAAUGUUGCGGCGAACCCGUGGAUUGGGGAUCAGAGGGGGACGGUUUGCUGUCCUGAUAUUAAAUCGCCAGCUGGGACGACACUUGGAGGAGCCGGAUUUGCAACGUCAUUUAUAAAUCCACUGGCGAGGGAUCCGAUCAGUAUCUCGUGCUUCGAAUGGGACGAUGAUGUUUCAACAAGUGGGACAGUGUUCCAGGCCAAUUAUAAUGCGAGGGCGAUAAUUGUCUUCGGAGAGGAGAUUACAGGGACUUUUCAGUUUCUGGGAUUAACGGAUGACAGUGGCACUGCGACUCGAGCGACCAGUCCAGCGUCGAGUAGCUCCGUACGGAAUACAUCCGACCCGGAAUCUACAUCAUCAACUUCGGAAAACAUUAGUACUAGUACUACCACCCCUUCUCCGGGUUCAACUACUCCACCUAUUCCCAGUCAAACAGAAUCCUCAAUAUCUACCACAAGCUCAGGAAAGCCUACCUCCACUUCUCAGUCAAACGAUAAUGAUAAUGGUGGCGGUGGCGGCAAGAAGCAACUAAGUGGUGGAGCAAUAGCCGGUAUCGUGAUUGGUGUAGCUAUCCCUGUAAUUGCUAUUAUAGCAUUUAUAGCGUAUAGAAUGGGGAGGAAUAAACAGGAUGUUCCGAGUAUUCCGAUACAUAAUGAUCCCGAGAAUAAAGAUAUGGGGUUUGGAGGAGUUCAGGAACAGAGACAGUGGCAGUGA